Messenger RNA from Quercus lobata, 719 nucleotides. RefSeq lists its product as uncharacterized. Lineage: Eukaryota; Viridiplantae; Streptophyta; Magnoliopsida; Fagales; Fagaceae. The record is from RefSeq and is a predicted model, not a curated record. Bases 1 to 672 code for a protein of 223 amino acids. The transcript is spliced from 3 exons.
AUGGCGACCACUGCAAAUUCUGCUUCUGUUACCACAAUUGAUGAAUCACAUCCUUUCUUUUUACACUACAGAGAGAAUCUAGGUGCAAUUCUUGUUGCUCAGCCUUUAGUCAAUGAUAACUAUGCUAGUUGGGCUAAAUCAAUGCAAAGAGAUGAGAGCCAAAGGUCCAUUAGUCAUUCCACUGGUGCCUACAUUGAAUCCACUACUUUGGCAACCAAGUCAUUUGUUGGAACUAUUGGUUUUGGGAACACUUACAGAAAUAAUUCAGGUGCUAAAGGUAACAAGUACAAAGGGAAGGAGAGGCCAGUGUGUAGUCAUUGUGGGGUCACAGGUCACACCAUAGAGAAAUGCUACAAACUCCAUGGUUACCCCCCUGGUUACAAACUCAAGGGCAAGAAUGCAAAGGCUAAUCAAGUUGCAAGACCUAAUUUUGGUGCAAACUUUGGUGUUGAGGAGUCAAAUUUUGUUCCUGUGCGGCAAUCUUUUCCUUCUCAAGCUUUCCCAUUUACUGCAAAACAAUGUCAAAGGAUUUUGGCUAUGAUUGGGGGUUCAAGCAGUAGCCAAGGUAAUAUGGCAACACUUGAAGUUGUUCCCACUGCAAUGGCCAACAGUGUCACAGCCCACUACUCCACUUGCAGGACCUUCAUCUUGGAAGACGAUUGGAAUAGGUGAAGUGCAUAAUGGCCUCUACUUGUUGCAAAGAUUAGAUUGCAUCGGUU